Messenger RNA from Aspergillus sclerotioniger CBS 115572, 765 nucleotides. RefSeq lists its product as uncharacterized. NCBI's taxonomy places the organism in Eukaryota, Fungi, Ascomycota, Eurotiomycetes, Eurotiales, Aspergillaceae. The transcript has 3 exons. The record is from RefSeq and is a predicted model, not a curated record. The coding region runs from base 1 to 765 and encodes 254 amino acids.
AUGACGUAUACACCUCCGGGCUGGACCGAGGAUCGACUUCGCGUCGCGACUGUGGAUGAUCUGCGCCAAAUACCGGAAGACAGACUCCAUAAGAUUGAUGAUGAAAUACUCGAGAAUGUCGAGGCUCGCAAGAUUGUGUGCGAGGCACAACACAAUGAAUACUACCGAUUGGAACGCGAAAGAAGAGGCCUACCUCCUGCUCCCCCAAAGCCUCUCUUUGAAGAGUCAGUCGAUGCGGUAGUGCAGGUAGUAGAAAGAGCUGGUUUUGAUGACUUCGGUUUCAUUGUUUUUCGCGCGGACUAUUCGGAUGAAAAAUAUUGGGACAAAUGGCAAGAGCUGUUUCUCAAAAGGCUGGAUGAUUCGUUGGCUCAGGCUAGCGGGGGUAGGAGAAUCGAGGACAAACUCUUUACUCCGAUAUUUGAUGAUCGUGAUUCGAUUAAUGCAAGUCUCGAACGCAUCCAAGAGGCAUACAACAGUUAUGAUGAGAAUGAAGGUGUCCCUCCAGGCCUUGGUACAGGCAUGUGUCUGGUUGUUGAUAAGAAUGCUAUGGAAUCGCUUCUUAAUCCUGUCGCUGGCGAAGACCCUUGGGUUAUUGCAAUGGAUCUUUCCUUCGAUCACAGCCGUGAGGUCCCGGAAGGUGAAUAUCCAGGCUAUUUCCGGGUUGCUGUGGACUCGGUAAUACCAGAGUUUUAUCCAUUUGUGUCCAUAAUGACACCGCCAGAACUUUGGGCUUCAGCCAAUCCGAUAUGGGUGUCUGCCUACUAG